This is a messenger RNA of Penicillium alfredii, 2787 nucleotides long. RefSeq names its product putative beta-N-acetylglucosaminidase. The transcript has 4 exons. The record is from RefSeq and is a predicted model, not a curated record. Bases 1 to 2787 code for a protein of 928 amino acids. Gene Ontology annotation, biological process: carbohydrate metabolic process; peptidoglycan turnover. Gene Ontology annotation, molecular function: acyltransferase activity, transferring groups other than amino-acyl groups; hydrolase activity, hydrolyzing O-glycosyl compounds. NCBI's taxonomy places the organism in Eukaryota, Fungi, Ascomycota, Eurotiomycetes, Eurotiales, Aspergillaceae.
AUGGCCCCGAAAGAGGACAUGCUGCCUCCGGGUUGGGAGGAUCUAGACAGACAAAUGGGUCAGCUGUUUAUGAUGGGUUUCGAUGGCACAUCAGUCAACCCUCAGAUUCGCUCACUCAUUGAGGACUACCAUCUGGGCUCCGUUCUUCUGACGGCCAAAAAUCUUACAUCGGCCGAAGAGACAACCCAGCUGGUCCUGGAACUGCAGACCAUCGCCCGUAAUGCGGGCCAUCCCGUUCCUCUUCUUAUUGCUCUAGAUCAGGAGAAUGGCGGUGUCAAUAGCCUAUACGACGAAAUAUAUAUACGCCAGUUCCCUAGCGCCAUGGGCAUGGCGGCUACAGGAUCAAAGUCACUAGCACAUGAAGUGGCAAUCGCCACGGCACAGGAACUCAAGGCGGUCGGGGUCAAUUGGAUCCUGGGGCCCGUUUUGGAUGUCUUAACCAACGUGCGCAACCAACCGCUGGGCGUCCGCACCACCGGCGAUGAUCCUCAGGAGGCAUCCCAAUAUGGAGUCCAGUUCAUGAAGGGCUACCGGGAAGCCGGUCUGGUAACCUGCGGCAAACACUUUCCCUCGUACGGGAACCUGGAGUUUCUGGGCUCUCACACGGAUGUGCCCAUCAUUACGGAAUCACUAGAGCAACUCAGCCUGAGUGCCUUAGUUCCCUUUCGCAAUGCCAUCAUACAAGGUUUGGAUGCCAUGAUGGUGGGCGGUGUUUCCAUGUCAUCAGCCGGAAUGAACGUCAUGCACGCCUGUUUGAGUGAUCAAGUCGUGGACGAGCUUCUCCGGAAGGACCUCAGAUUCCAAGGGGUGGUUGUGUCUGAGUGCCUGGAAAUGGAGGCUCUCACCCACAAUAUCGGAGUCGGGGGUGGAACGGUGAUGGCGAAGAACGCGGGCUGCGAUAUCAUUCUCCUCUGUCGGUCAUUUCCGGUACAACAGGAAGCCAUCAACGGACUCAAAUUAGGCGUGGAGAACGGGAUCAUUGGUCGCGCACGAAUUGAACAGUCGCUGCAUCGAGUUUUGGCUUUGAAAUCCCGGUGCACCUCGUGGGAGCAGGCGCUGAAUCCGCCCGGGUUACCCUCGCUCACACAGAUGCAGCCAUCUCACACCAACCUAUCCACGCACGCAUACAACAACUCCAUCUCGGUGGUACGGGAUAGGCAAAAUUUGCUUCCUCUUUCCAAUGUUAUUGAACCAGGCGAGGAGCUUCUGCUCCUGACUCCGUUGGUGAAGCCACUUCCGGCGUCCGCGGUUUCUCUCUCCGUGGCAGAAUCUAUGCAUGGGCCCCUCGAGCGAGAUCGAACUGCCUCUGUGGUAAGCGGAGAGAGUGUCUUCAAAGAACUCGGGCGAUCGCUGUCGCGACAAAGAAACGGACGCGUGCUGCAUACCUCGUAUACCGCCAAUGGCAUGCGACCAAUCCAUGAAGAUCUCAUCAGACGGGCAAGCGCCGUUAUCGUGGUUACCGCCGAUGCCAAUCGAAACUUAUACCAGCAAGGAUUUUCGAAGCAUGUCUCCUUAAGUUGCCAAUCACAGUACUCCCCAUCUGGCGACCGCCGUGAAAAGCCUGUGAUUGUGGUGGCUGUCAGUUCGCCGUAUGAUUUUGCCAUGGAUUCCUCCAUCGGAACUUAUGUUUGCACGUAUGACUUCACAGAGACUGCCCUUCAAGCCCUGGUCAAGGUCUUGUAUGGCGAACUGACCCCUAUGGGGUUGUUGCCGGGCUCUAUCAACCGCAGUCAGAAACUCUAUCAGUCCCGUCAACACUGGCUUGUGGAAAACUGGAAUGAGGAGCGCGACUCCGUCGGUCUGGAUGCCCUGUUGAAUGCGGUUCGGGGGGACAGUCCGCACGGGCAGCGUUCAGAACUGCUUGGUGUGGCUUCCCAUAGUUUUCUGCUGCGGCGGGAGGACAUCGACGAGGCUCACUUUGUCGUCCGUAACAGCAGCACGCAGGCGUUGUAUGGAUUUUGUGCAACCUACUUCUUCCGAUCAACCGGCACCGGAGUAAUUGGGUGUUUGAUUGUCGACCCUUCCCGGCGGAAACUCUCCAUCGGACACUCCCUUCACAGCCGCGCAAUCCGAACCCUUCUCCAACGAAGAGGGCUGAAGCGAUUCCAGCUUGGAUCUCGGCUUCCCGGGAUCUACUUGGGGAUCCCGACCGUCAACCCCGUCGAACGCAAGCGGCUGCGGCAAUGGUUUGCGAACUUGGGGUGGAACACUGCGCUUUCGCGCUCAGUGUGCAGCGUGAUUCUGCGCAACUUGACGACGUGGGUGCCUCCUGAAGGGCUUGCGGCAACACUGCAGAAUGUCGAGGUCACGUACGACCUCGUGUACGGCUGGGAUUUUGCGCGGGCGAUUCUUGACCACAUCAAAACGAACGCCCGGCAAGGCGUCGCGGACAUUUACCGCAUGGCGCUGGGCAGCGCCCCCAAUUGCGGCAUUAUUCGGGCCAAGCGACCCUUCGACGGCGUCAUCCUGGGGAGUAUUGUGAUAUACAAUGAACGGUCCGCGCUAGCCGAGCACAUGCCGGUCCUGCGUGGCACCCAGACCUCUGUGGGAGGGAUCUCGUCGCCCGUGAUCUCCCCCUGCGCCGAUGAUUAUUCUACCGUCAUGCAGGGGUUGAUUCUAUUGGCGAUCAGACAGAUCCGGAAGUUGAAUGCUAAUGCUGUGGUCAUGGACUGUGUGGACGGAGACGGCAACUUUGAUUGCUUGUCCACCAUGGGCUUUAGCAUGCUACACAGCUUCGAGGAAGUCAACUGCGACGCAGCCACCUGGACGAUGAUGCAUUCGUCGUGA